Messenger RNA from Thlaspi arvense, 1112 nucleotides. NCBI's taxonomy places the organism in Eukaryota, Viridiplantae, Streptophyta, Magnoliopsida, Brassicales, Brassicaceae. The record is from the annotation of a GenBank genome assembly.
AUGGCGUGUCUUCCUUCUCUGAAAGAUUUGCAACUUGAUUGUGUUACAUACGCAGAUGAUGCAACUCUUCAACGGCUUCUUGAUAUAUGUCCUGUUAUUGAAGAACUGGAUGUGCAUUGUGAUGAUUACAAUUUAAAUGCGUUCACUAUAAUCGUCUCGACUUUGCAGUGUUUACCACUCUUUCUACCUGAAAUUCAUAUAAAUAGGUAUGUGAUAGAUACUCCUUCUUUGAAGUUUUUCUAUCUUGACGAUUGGGAAUACGUUGAACACGACUUUGAGAUUAAAGAUAUGCCUAAGCUGAGUGAAGCAUAUGUCACUGAUUAUUUCUUUGCUCUCAAGAAUGUGAUUAAAUCAAUCACAUCCGUCAAGCAUCUUACAAUAUGUUCAGAGGAUCAUGUGUAUGGUGAUGGUUUAGUUUUCAACCAGCUUGAACGUCUGACUAUAUGUGUUUGCCAAAAGGGUUCUUCGAAUCUCCUUGUCCAAUUGCUAAAAGAUUCUCCUAACUUACGAGUACUACAACUCUUCAGAAGGGAAGAUCAUGAGGAUGAGGAGGAGUGUAGUGAUAUGGAUUGCUGGAAUGAACCGAGUCAUGUUCCUAAAUGCUUGUUGUCGAGUCUUCAAGUUUUUAAAUGGUUACGAUACUUUGGGAGACCACAAGACAGAGAUCUCGCGGUGUACAUCUUGAAGAGCGCUCGUUGCUUAAAGAAGGCAGUAAUCUUGGCUGAUUCAGUGGAAUAUGAUGUUCCAAGAAUUAAGAUGAUCAAAGAGUUGGCACUUUCUACCCGAGCUUCAAGCACAUGCGAACUCGUAUUUAAUGAGGACGAGAAUCAUAUUGAGGCAUAAGAAUGUCUUCGACAGAAAUAAUUAGAGAGAUACUUGAAGCCUUGAAGGUACGAACUAUGUAUUUAAAGAAUGUCAGUUCUUCAACUCUGCUAUUUGCUAUUUGCUAUUUGCUAUGCUCGUAUGUUUCGUCUUCUUCAAAAUUCUAGCUUUUAUCUAUUAUCCAAUAACAAUGAGAUAUAUUGUUGACUGACCUAUAAUCAUGUAUUCAUGUGUCCAGAUUUAAAGUUUUUGGAUUUGAAAGUUUAUGUUCGGUUUAGAAAAAAAGUUAA